GAGCUAGCAUUCAAAUUCCCCCACCACAGCAGCCUCUCUCUAAAUCACUCCUCUGCUCCUUCUCUUAAUCCCUUCACUCUUUGAAUGUGCUAGUACACAUUCUAUUUCCGUGCCAUCUCCAAAUUAUUGCUCCAUCCACGCAAAAACACAAACAGAAAUUAACCAUAAAAAUGUCUCUAUUCUCUUAUUGCACACAUUGCCCUCAAAGAUUCAUCAUUUUCCUACUCAUCCUGGCUUUUAAAGGGGUUCGAAUUUCAGGGACAACAUUCACAUUCGUGAACAAAUGUGACCACACAGUGUGGCCAGGGAUUCUCGGAAAACCGGACCUCGAAACCACCGGCUUCGAGCUGAAACGGGGAAACACGCGCACCAUUCCGGCGCCGGCAGGGUGGUCAGGAAGAUUCUGGGCCAGAACCGGCUGCAAAUUCGACGAUUCCGGCCACGGAGCCUGCACCACUGGCGACUGCGGCUCCGGCGAGAUAAACUGCAACGGCAACGGCGCAGCACCGCCGGCGACGCUAGCGGAGUUCACCCUGGGACAAACCGGUUCCCAGGACUACUACGACGUGAGCCUCGUCGACGGUUACAAUCUCCCGAUGGUGGUGGAGGCCAGCGGCGGUUCGGGCUCCUGCGCCGCAACCGGUUGUGGAGCGGAUCUUAACCGGCGGUGUCCGGCGGAGUUGAGGGUGGAUGGCGGUGACGCGUGCCAGAGUGCUUGCCGCGCGUUUGGGACGCCGGAGUAUUGUUGCAGCGGCGCGUUUGGUUCACCUUCGACGUGCGCGCCUUCGGUUUACUCGCAGAUGUUCAAGUCUGCGUGUCCAAAAUCUUAUAGCUAUGCGUAUGAUGAUGCUACCAGCACUUUUACUUGUGCUGCAGCUGAUUAUACAGUCACAUUUUGCCCUUCUUCUCCAAGUUUGAAGUCUUUAAUGGAAUCAGGGCCAGGAUCAUCAGUUGAGCAGGCUGCAGCAGCUACUUCUUCAUGGAUAGCCAGUUUGGCCACAGGAGCCUCCAACAGAAGCCAAGCGUUUUCAGUUUCCAACUCUGCAUUUUUUGUGGCUCUCACUUUCAUUCUUUCCAAUUUACUUUCUGAGUGUCCUUAAUUUCAGAGUGGCAUCUGAAUUGCAUUGCAUUUCUCACACCCUCAUCUUCCUCCUUCAACAGACAUAGAAAAACUUAAGAUCAGAGACAGUAAUUUGGUGUUGAUAACAUUUGCAUUGUUGCAGUUUUUUUUUUCUGGUUUGUACACGGUUCAUUGACAAAUGACAAGUGGGGUUUAUUGUAGAAUGUGAAGGACAUUUCCUUCAUUGACAUGUAAAGAAUAACAUGGUCAUUUAAAUUAAUGAGUAUUGAGGCCCAUUACCAA
Molecule: messenger RNA, 1363 nt
Organism: Lotus japonicus
Lineage: Eukaryota; Viridiplantae; Streptophyta; Magnoliopsida; Fabales; Fabaceae
Product: thaumatin-like protein 1
Exons: 3
Coding region: 171-1100 (309 amino acids)
Biological process (GO): defense response
Cellular component (GO): extracellular region
Source: RefSeq, a predicted model, not a curated record